Molecule: messenger RNA, 984 nt
Organism: Rotaria socialis
Lineage: Eukaryota; Metazoa; Rotifera; Eurotatoria; Philodinida; Philodinidae
Source: the annotation of a GenBank genome assembly
AUGGACAUUGUGUCUAUUCAUCGAGAGAAUUCGUACAAGUUCAUCGAAGAUAUUUCACAUCGAGCAACAGCACUGUUGACAAAUCCUUAUUUUGUAAAGAAUGUUGGCGCCAGAAUAUGUGCACGUGUUUUCGGUGAAAACAAAUUCAUUAACAAUGAUAUUGAAGAAUUCACAUAUUCUGCAAUAACAAGUCUUCGUACAGGUCUCAAACUUAAUGGUCUUGUGUCGUUUGAUUCGUGUAUGGAAUCUAAUAUAGAACUUAAUCCACGUGAAAUUCACAUAAACGGUGAAUGGAAUUAUCAGGCACUCAAAGCAAGUCUAGAUGAUCCAACACAAUAUCGUCUUCAUGUUCUAUUGGGCACCAUCAAGCUUUUGCAUGAGUUCUUUCACUGUUUAACUCCAUCGUUCAUUAACUAUCGAAACCAGCAUGAGCCAGAUCUAAAGCCACUUACCGAAACACCUCCGGAUAUGGGAAGAAAGGUUGUAACACGAGUCAGCACAAAACGUGGACAGAAAUCCACUAGAUUCAUUGGUGAUAUGGGAUUUGCCAUGGAAGAAGUAUUGUUUGGUGGUCAGCGACUUUUUCAUAUUCCUCGACAAGAUGAUUUUCAUUAUUCGAUCGAAAAGCUUUAUCUACAAGAGUAUGACAUGAAAACACUUAAACCUAUCAAUUAUGACGUUAAUGUUGAUCUUAUGUGGACUAUGUUCGCCGUUCCAGAUCAGCUUUUUGUUAUUCAAGAUUUAGAUCGAUUUCAUAAUCUAAAAGUUGAACUGAAGCCAAGUCCAUCAAAAUCAUUGUCUUCACCAAGAAAAAGAUCUUCAAUUACAAGGAAUACGGCAUCACCAACAAAAUUUUCUCGCCAGAUAUUAGAGUCACCAAGUGUCGGUGAACUGUUCAGUACCAGCUCGGAUGAUGACAGUGCAGAUGAUGAAGUAGAAAACCAAUUAUCAAGUCUGCCAUUACCAGCUGGCAGAAAGACUUAA